This is a messenger RNA of Triplophysa dalaica, 654 nucleotides long. Its product is annotated as E3 ubiquitin-protein ligase RBBP6-like. The record is from RefSeq and is a predicted model, not a curated record. Gene Ontology annotation, cellular component: nucleus. Gene Ontology annotation, molecular function: ubiquitin protein ligase activity; zinc ion binding. Lineage: Eukaryota; Metazoa; Chordata; Actinopteri; Cypriniformes; Nemacheilidae. Bases 233 to 625 code for a protein of 130 amino acids. The transcript is spliced from 4 exons. Gene Ontology annotation, biological process: protein ubiquitination; mRNA processing; ubiquitin-dependent protein catabolic process.
GCUACGUUUUGUUUAGUGUUGCUAAUCGCGGUUCCUGAAAGCACAUUUCUUCAUCCUCGUUGUUGUCAAGUUUUUAACUUUUGAAGUUCAUAUUUGUGUUGAUUAUAUAUAUUAUAUUUGUGGUUAAUUACUUGCUGUUAUUUCUGUCAAUUUCUUCUGCAUUUCUGCAAUUUAUUGCAUUCAUUGAUCUGUUGUUAUUGUUGCAGGGGCAUCAGAACGCAGCCGAGUCAACAUGCCGUGUGUUCAUUAUAAGUUUUUCAGUAAACUAACACACGACACGGUGAUCUUUGAUGGCCUUCACAUCACUCUCGGAGAUUUGAAACGCCAAAUCAUGAGACGAGAGAAACUGAAGCGCUGCGAUCUGAGCAUCAAAAACGACCAAACCAAUGAAGAAUACACUGAUGAUGCGGACAUCAUCCCCAGUUACACCAUGGUGACCGUCAGACGAAUCCCUGGAACUGGACUAAAAUCCACAUAUAACAGACAUGCCAAUAACUGUUCUAAACCAUCCAGUGGAUCUUCAAAAGCACAAGUGAACAGUUCAUCACUGUCACUGGAGCAGCUUUUCAGGGUACUGAAAUCCACUGAACAACAUGAAAACUAUGUAAACUGUAUAGGCGCAUAAAGCAUUUAUUUCUAAAUGAACAGACUGAG